AUGGCGCAUAUCAGUUACUUUCCUGUGGACAAUCAUUUAAUUUCUGCGUUAGUUGAGCGAUGGAGACUAGAGACCCACACGUUUCACAUGCCCUUCGGCGAGUGUACUAUCACGUUAGAGGAUGUUGCAAUGUUACUUGGGUUGAAGAUCUCCGGGGCACCCAUUACUAGAUACGCAACUAUGGAUUGGGGAGCUCUUGUGCAGCGCCUUCUUGGCAUGACACCCCCUGAUUCAAUGCUUGCUAGCGGUCGAUUGAGGAUGACCUGGAUUGACCGACACUUUUCUAAUGUUUCUGAGCAUAUACAUAGCCAGGAACAGUUGGACCGCUAUACUAGAGCGUUCAUUUUACACAUAAUCGGGGGAUAUCUAUUAAUUGAUCACUCUAGCUCGUUUGUAUCCCUCAGAUACCUGAGUUUCCUAGAAGACUUGGAUGUUUGUGGUCAAAUGAGUUGGGGGUCAUGCGUCCUAGCGAAUAUGUACAGGGAGUUGUGCGUGUGCACGAAUUAUGAUCACAAGGAAAUUGGUGGUUCAGGUAUUUUACUUCAAUUAUGGGCAUGGUAUCGGUUUCCAUUUCUUGCACCACCUCAUCCACCUUUAUCUACAUUCCAUGUUCCUCUAGGGGCAAGGUGGAAUUAUGCGUUGCAUAAACCUAGAGAGGAAACAAAAGAUAAAAUUGUGAAGUAUAGAGAGUAUUUUGACCGUUUAAAAAGAGAGGAUGUAAGUUUUAAUUUUUAA
Cajanus cajan (pigeon pea) is the source of this 735-nucleotide messenger RNA. Its product is annotated as serine/threonine-protein phosphatase 7 long form homolog. Lineage: Eukaryota; Viridiplantae; Streptophyta; Magnoliopsida; Fabales; Fabaceae. The record is from RefSeq and is a predicted model, not a curated record. Gene Ontology annotation, biological process: meristem development; meristem maintenance.